This is a messenger RNA of Mustela erminea (ermine), 3308 nucleotides long. It is a transcript of the gene STARD6, whose product is annotated as StAR related lipid transfer domain containing 6. Lineage: Eukaryota; Metazoa; Chordata; Mammalia; Carnivora; Mustelidae. Gene Ontology annotation, molecular function: lipid binding. The transcript has 9 exons. The coding region runs from base 872 to 1552 and encodes 226 amino acids. The record is from RefSeq and is a predicted model, not a curated record.
GCGGGGCGUAUGGUAGCACUCCAUGCUGGGAAGUGUAGUUUCUCCCUCCUCAUCUUUCUGGAUGGGGUUGGGGAUGGGGAUCUCCGGACUGCUUCCCUGUCGCUCUCCCGCACGCUCUCCCCACCACCGUCACCCCUCUUCAGGGCCACUCAGCGCUGACGACAGGCUGAGCUUCCCUCCGCGCGCUCCCCGGGAGUAAGGGGAUGAGGUGGGAAAGGAGACUGAGGGGCUCUGGCGGCUGCCAUUUUGACCUCCGCCUUCCUUCCGGGUUUCGGAGCACCCCCUCCCAGGAUAAGACACCGUCUCCAGCUGGGGUGGGAGUCCCAGACCACUUCCUUACCCCCUUCCUCAGUUGCCUCCCACAUCCCAUUCCUGAGCCCGGCGCUCCUGGGCUUGCAGCCAGUCCCUCACACUCAGCAGAUGCGGGUUUGGAGGAGGGAGUUUGGCCAGGGACGGGAUUUAACAAAUUCCUUGGGGACCUUGAUUCCCAGGGAAGAAUGGCAGUGACCCAGCACGGAUUGGGGGACCCAGUCAGGCAGCCCAGAAAAAGGGAGAUUAUACAAACAGAUGUAAAGACCCAGUAACAACAUGUGUGAAUCUGUCUACGAGGCUGGGACAGGAGAUGAGGUGCGAAGAAUCCAGUUUCAACCAAGUGGUGUAACAAAAAAAGUUGCCGUCUCAAUAUUGGUUUAUGUUUAUUUUCCACUGACCCUAUGGGUGAAGAUACCCUUGACCAUUACUCCACCUGAAUAUGUUCCAGUUCAUCCGACGUUACAUCACCAGGUUAAGAGAUAUGGAGAUCUCCACAAGGAUUUGGAGAAGAGUCCCAAUAAUUAUUAAAAUUCUGGACUAGAUCUAUUAGGAAAGAUAGAUGGACUAUAAGGCACUUGCCCAAGAAACUGCUCGAGAAGUUUUAGACUACAGUCAAGACACAUCAGGCUGGAAAGUGGUUAAGACUUCAAAAAAGAUAACUGUUUCCAGCAAGGCUUCUAAAAAAUUCCAUGGAAAUCUAUACCGUGUCGAAGGAAUAAUUCCAGAAUCAACAGCUAAACUGUCUGAUUUCCUAUACAAACCUGAAAACAGAGUUACAUGGGAUAAAUCAUUGAAGGUGUACAAUAUGGUACACAGGAUUGAUUCGGACACAAUCAUAUGUCAUACCAUUACACAGAGUUUUGCCAUGGGCUCAAUUUCCCCCCGAGACUUUAUCGACUUAGUGUACUUCAAGCGCUACGAAGGGAAUAUGGAUAUUAUCAGUUCUAACAGUGUGGAUUUUCCAGCAUAUCCUCCAUCUUCAAGUUAUGUCCGUGGUUAUAACCAUGCUUGCGGCUAUAUAUGUUCCCCUCUGCAAGAGAACCCAGCGCAUUCCAAACUAGUGAUGUUUAUCCAGACAGAAAUGAGAGGAAAAUUGUCCCCAUCAAUAAUUGAAGCAACCAUGCCUUCCAACUUAGUAAGCUUCAUCCUCAAUGCAAAGGAUGGAAUAAAGGCACUCAGAUCUCCAGCAGGACGUGGAUACCAUCAUAGCGGUCACUCAUCAUUCCUAAAGAAGAAGUGAGGCCAUAGAAAAGCACGUGUGGCAGUUACAGCAGUUUACUUCCAAGUGGAGUUUCUGCCAUUUUGGGAACAUAUGAUGUAUGCACUAGCCCCUGGACGUGCUAAGCAUGAGCAAUUGAACCAACAGUGCCUGCGCAAGCUCCCUGCUCCCGCCCUUACACUGAAUAAACGCUUCCUGCACUAACAGCAUGGUGAGACGGUUCUUCGUGAGCUACUUCCCUGUCUUCUUACCUGUAACAAGCAAUAAAAAGUUCUUUGCUUUUAUCAUUUCCUCAGGUUGUGUUCAAAGUGAUGUUCAACCCCCAACAGUGAACCCCUUAAGUUCAGUUACAUAACCAAAAACAAACAAAAACCUCUGGAAUUCCUGAUCACUUGGAAUGUUUUAUUUCUUGACCUAGUUACACAAUUUUUGCUUAUGAUUACCCAUUAACUUACUUAUGCACUUUUCUGCAUAAAAACUUCACAAUAAAAUAUUUUUAAAUAUUGAAAUUAACCCAGAUUUGAUGAAGGCAUACAGCUGCAGAUUCAGUAAGCACCUAAAUCCCAACCAUCAUAAGAACAAAUACGUAGCUAGACAUGUAAUAAAAACUGCAGCUCUCCAAAGAUAACAGUGAAUAUCUUAAAACAGUCCAAAGACGUCAGCUCAAAAAUCGCAGUUUUGAAGACACAGUUUCAGAAAGUGAAUUCUACUUGGAAGGAAUGAAUAUAUGAGAUGCAAGUAAAAAAGGUGAGCAGAAAAAAAAGAUAAUCAUGUUCACAAACCUAAACAUUAACUCUAUAAAAUACUAAUAAAUCCAAUUGGAGGUUAAUAAAAACUAGAGAAAUUAAAAUUAACAUAUUUUAACAUCUUUAUCUUGUUUGGGAGAAGGUACAUCUAUUUACCAUUUUUGGAUGUUAGGCAUGUUCAAUUUUUAAGGGUAAUCGAGAGUACUUACCCUUUUUAAGGGUAAUUUGAGAGUAGACAUCUCAAAUCAGUCAAGGGAAAAUAUAUUGAAAAAAUUCAAGUAAUCUAAAAACAAGAUGAGAAAAAGGGAGGGAAAGAAUCAUAGCAUAGAAAGAGAGAAAAACAGGAAGCACAAAUAAUAUGGAAAAAAUAAAUCCAAACAGAUUUGCGCUUCUGCACUACAGUGGGACAAAUACUCUUAAGAGUUCCUUCAAUACAAAAUACUAGAUUCCAGAGAAAAGACUUUUUAAUUCAUUGUUGGUUGAACUAUAUAAGGGAAAUCUCCAGGCCCCAAUCCCCUACAGUCAUGGAGGAAAAAAAUUGAGCUGAAACAAAAGCAGGAAAGGAACAGGAAGCAUCAGGCAAAAAGCAAACUUGAAAGAUGGGGUUCUCCCUGACAGCAAAUGCCUGCAAUAAACAUUUGGAGACAAAACCUUAGGACAGUAGCAAGGUCAGGGAGCUGAGAAUAAGACAAACUAAAAUAACUGCAUUCAGCAAGGACCUUCAGGGGCUACAGCUGAUACCAAAUGGGUUCAUGCUGACUCACUGGAAGCAAAUGCAAAUCCUAUCUGGAGGGAAGCACCGCACAGUUUUGGUCCUUCAUCUUCCCACAGACUAAGCUCGGCCACAGACUCAAGGAAACAGGCUAAUCAACAGGUACACAACAAUAUCCAAAAACUUAGACUUAAAAAAGAUUUAAAAUAUUGAAAUUAUCAAAAAUAGAAUACAAAAUAGUUAUAUGAGUUUUUAAAAAUUAGAAAGACUUAUAAAAGGCUAUAAUGAAUAAAUGGGAAGAUUAGAAAAAGAAUCAGAU